This is a messenger RNA of Ipomoea nil (Japanese morning glory), 911 nucleotides long. RefSeq names its product ubiquitin-conjugating enzyme E2 28-like. The record is from RefSeq and is a predicted model, not a curated record. NCBI's taxonomy places the organism in Eukaryota, Viridiplantae, Streptophyta, Magnoliopsida, Solanales, Convolvulaceae. Gene Ontology annotation, biological process: protein polyubiquitination. Gene Ontology annotation, molecular function: ubiquitin conjugating enzyme activity. The transcript has 5 exons. The coding region runs from base 157 to 603 and encodes 148 amino acids. Gene Ontology annotation, cellular component: nucleus.
GUUUGUGGGCCCCACCUGGUCAUAUAAAUUCUAAAAUCCUCCGUUAAAUCGCCCAUAAUUUUCUCUUCCUUGUCGAAAUCACCGCGCGUCGUCGCCAUUUCAGCUCGUCUCCUCCGUCUUCCGACCUCAGGGAUUUUAAGUUGUUCGGAUUAAUUCAUGGCGUCGAAGCGCAUUUUGAAGGAGCUCAAGGAUCUGCAGAAGGACCCUCCCACAUCAUGCAGCGCUGGUCCUGUGGCGGAAGAUAUGUUCCAAUGGCAGGCAACUAUUAUGGGACCAUCUGAUAGCCCAUAUACUGGAGGUGUUUUUCUGGUGUCAAUUCAUUUCCCACCUGAUUACCCUUUUAAGCCACCUAAGGUUGCAUUUAGAACUAAGGUCUUUCACCCAAACAUCAAUAGCAACGGAAGUAUCUGCCUAGAUAUUCUCAAAGAGCAGUGGAGUCCAGCACUCACCAUAUCCAAGGUUCUGUUGUCCAUCUGCUCUCUUUUGACGGAUCCUAACCCUGAUGAUCCACUUGUCCCCGAAAUUGCACACAUGUACAAGACUGAUAGGGCCAAAUAUGAGGCCACUGCUCGUAGCUGGACACAGAAGUAUGCUAUGGGUUAAUAAGGCAAAGGCUGGUCUGGAAUGCUCGAAAUUCUGUUAACUCCAGUAUUGCAAUAAGUUGGUAAUGAACUAAGUCUAUUUUGUUCUCCUCAUUUGAGGCAACAAUUUUCAUGAAUCUUUUUUUUGUGAAUAUCAUGGGUUUGGACUGGUGAAGGGGGGUGGAGAAGUUUAAUGUGAUGUUAACAUUGAUUUAAGUGGGGUUGUGUUUUUCUUGGUUCAGACAUCUGUAGGUGUUGUUGCAUUAUUGGAUAUUUGCUUGUGACAUUUCUAGUGCCUAAGAAAUGAAACAAAAUGUUCUUAUUAUUGCA